Messenger RNA from Nezara viridula (southern green stink bug), 7449 nucleotides. Lineage: Eukaryota; Metazoa; Arthropoda; Insecta; Hemiptera; Pentatomidae. The record is from the annotation of a GenBank genome assembly.
UAACCUUAAAUAGCUUUGACAAGGAGAUAAUCCUAAGCCUGACUGUGGAGGAGAAAGAGCUUGGAGAUCAUUGGGAGUUACACCUUGUUCGGCGUUAAACCUUUUAUACAACUGCUUAUCAUUUCCAGUCAUCUUACAAGAGUAGCUCUCUAUUCUAAAUACAUCAGGAAAAACAAGUGUAUGAAUAACUAACAAUUGAAAAAUGAAUCCUUUAAUUAUCAUUCUGCAUAAUAGUUAUGUACCUUCCAACAAUUUUACUGUCACCAGAAUCAAAACAUAACGCUGCGUUGAGAGCUUCAAAACGAGAACUUUCCAACAGUUUCAUUUUAUAAACUGCAAAAUAAUAUAUAUACUAUAAUAAAGUACUAAAAGGAUACAAUUUAAUAUUUGAUAUUAUACUUUACCUUUCUUCUGUUUUAAACAAUACCAAACCUUAACCAAGUUCUUCUUAUAGAGAUCAAAUUAAACACUAUAUGAACCACUUAACAAUCUAUGCUUAUAAGGGGCACUAAAGUUCCUAAACAUUAUCUUGGGAUGCAAAAAUAUUCCUUUUCGUCUUGAGUGUAGCAAAUUAACUCCUGGAUUGAUAUGAAGAAUUUUUUUUUCUGAAGGAAUGAUUGGGUACAUUACAAAUGAGAUGUAACUUUGGCGACUAAACAACACCCAGCAAUAGUUUUUUAUAGUCUUGAAUUAAAUAAUUUGUUUACAAACAACUGAUAGGGCUUCACUUAGUUGUGAACUAAAGAACUAACGUCAAACACUUCACUGGCAAAAACUAAUUAUCUUUUUCAGAUCGUUCACCACACAUUAACAUAAUGGGAUUAUUCACAGAGCACUAUAACUAAUUUCAAAUUACAAAACUCUAAGACAACUUUAUUUUGACAGCUAGGCACUAAUAAUUCAAUAUCAAGCCGCGGCUGGUUAUGCUACAGAGUUGCAACCUAGAUAUAUAAAAUAAUAAAUUUUGUUGACGUUAAGAUGUAAUAUAAAUGGAACAUUACUUUAUUUUGACUUAAAUUAUUUCGUUCUAAUGUGUUUUUAAGCUUUUAAAUCACUGCUUAUUGGUGUAGACUUAGAUUUAUAAAUGUAUAAUUUUGUUCUUAGGUUACAAACCUGCACAGCGCAUUUUGUAGCCUCGUCGCAGGGUCCCAAUCUGGUUUUAACAGUUAUGGCACCCUCCGAAAGAGUAGGUUAUAUCAAGAUGUCGGAAUGGCGCGUAAGGAGAAUUAAAUUUAAACUGUCUGAGAAUAAUAGUUUUUAAUUGUAUUACAAAGCCAGUGUUUAUUAAAAAAGUAAUUAAAAAUUUAGCCUUAUUUGUUUACGAAAAUCUAUUUUUAGAAAAAAUAGGCUCCUCCAAUCAGAAUUCAGUCGGCUUUAAAUAGACAGAGAGUGACGAAACUAAUGCAUACAUUCUAACAUGUUAUACAAAGUGAAACAAAAUGUUACCGCAAUUUAACUACACUUCAGUAUUAAACAGUGAUAAAUAAUUCGUAUCAAUAACUUUCUUUUUAACAAAUUACUUAAAUAGUGAAAAUGGACGAAAACCCACCCAUAUUAAUCGGCGAAAAUGUAUUCUGGUUAGGAAGUGGAAGUGGCCUUCCAAAAAAAGGAAAAGUAAAAUGGAUAGGAAAAUUACAAGAAAUCGGACCAGGUUGGACUAUUGGAGUGGAGCUGGACGAGCCUUUGCCAUAUGGUGGCAUUGACGGGAGUUGGGGAUCACGGAAGUUGUUUACCUGCAAACAGAAGCACGGGCUCAUUGUGCCCCUGGCCUGUGUGGUAUCGGAGCGUCAGAGGCCGCAGCUCAACCAACGGCACACAAUGAAUGAAACUAGCUCGGCUUUCGCUAGAGAGCGCGCCAACAAGCACGAGAAGAGCCGUUUCGACCAUUUAUCACCAAAGAAUUCGGCUAGAGAUGGAAAGUUGAAAAACUCGGAUAAUGCCCUGGUCCCCAUAAAACGACCGAAUGAAAAUCAGCCAGGUAGAAACCUCGAAACAUUUCGCCACGAAUAUCUAACACAGCCGAGAACAAUUCGAAACAGGUCCAGUGUCGAUUCGGUUCAAAUACAACAAGAAGGUAUAGUUUACUCCUGGAUGGUGGACCAUCAGGCUCAAAAUGAACGUCUCAUUUUUAGGAGAAUGGGAUUUCGUAGACGUGAACUGAACAGAAGUUUAGACGACGGUUUGGCUACAGAAUCCCCAAGGAAUUCAUUCACUUCUUCGAGAAGUUCCGGUUCUAAAAAAGAUCGAAGCAGCGGGAUAUUUUCCUUGUUUCAGUGGUUCAAGAAGCAAAAGAGCGAAGACAGUAGUGAUUUAGAAGUAUCUUCCGGUCUAAAUUCGCCAGAACUUCCCAGAUCUACAUCAAUAACAGGAAGUGUUGAUACAUUGUUUAGUACUGCCACUGCCAACAGUUUUGCGUUUGUGCAUCCCCUACAAUAUAGACCAUUCGGAUUAGCGAAUCAACCUGAAAUUAGAAUAGCUGUAGGACCCGAGACAAAUACAUAUAGAAAUCGAAUCAGGGAGAGAGAAAGGUUGAGAUAUGUAGAAAAAAAUAUUUCACUUCGUGAAAAAUAUAGAUUAUAUGCAAGUGGUACCCUACCUAGGAGUGCAGAUCAUAUUAACGAAUUGUCUGAUUACCAAAUAUUAGAUAUUAAGAAAUCAUUUGACCAACUGCCGGGUAGUAAAUAUUCUACUCUUGGAAGAAAAAAGAGAAAGGCUCCUCCUCCUCCUACUAUAAGUAACAGUUCAAACAGUGAAAAUAGCCUGCCUGCAGCUGUAAAUCAGCACUUUAGUGAAGGCAUCUUAAUAAAACAACAUAGAAGAGCUUCUAGUGAACCUGUAAAAUAUAUUAAGUUGUGUCAUGUAAAGGGAAAAAGGAGAGCACCCCAACCUCCUGCUCGUGACAACAGCACAGACACAGACAUUCUAUCCUUGAGUACAACAAACACUAAUAGUUCAAAAAGAAGUAAAAAGAAAAGAAGGGCUCCUUCUCCUCCAGUAAAAAAAUCUGAAUCGGAUGAUGAACAUAUACAUAUAGUCAAUAUCAUCCGUGAAGCUACUGACAACAUAUUGGGUGAUAAAAAUUCAAAUGAACAAAAAGAAGAUUUGCGAGAUGAAACAAUUUCAAAUGCUUCAACAUUAGACAUUGGUUCAUCAGAAGAUGUUAUGUGCACUGAUACACUGAAAUUAGAAAGAGGGAUAUUGAAACAAAAUAUGGAAAAACCAUUUUCAGAACCUAGAAUAUGCCCAUCAUCACCAGUAUCUCCACGUCCAUGGUAUAAAAGAACUACUGUCAAUAAAGAAAUGGGCUCAUCUAAGGAAAAGGAAAAGAAAAAUGAAAGAGACCGAAAAAAGGUUGAAGAAUGGAUGCUAGAAAGUGGUUUUCCUAGAAGAUCAUUAUUAAAUACUGAUAAUAAGUACAAUUUUUUUUCAAAAGCAGAUAGAUCAGAUGAGAAAAGAAAGUCUCAAAUAUCAAUACUUACAAACAUCAGUGAACUAGAUAGAGAAGCAGCUGAAAUCAUAAGAAGAGGAAAGGAAAAAGAAAAAUCUUUAAUGGAAAGUCAAAAUGCAAUGUACUUUAAUGAUAAUGGUAUUGUUAAUGAAAAUGAAAUAAUUACAAAUAGUGUAUCUGAAAAGGAAGAACCUCCAAGAAAAAAUUCAGCAAAAGAACUCAUAUCAUUGUUCAAUGCCAUUACAAAUGUCACUAAAGUUACAGUUAAUUCUUCUUUUUUUUCAAAAGAUACAAGUAAUUUGUUUUGUAAAGAUAGAGAGAAGAGAUCAGAAGUUUUAAAUAGCAGUAUUGUUAUUGAAAAGGAACAAAGCUGUUCAUCGAGCAGUUCUACCAGAGAUAAUGCUGCAAAUGAUGUCUUCGUUACCAAGGUAAUGAGCAAAAAUAAUGUUAGUUUGCAAGAAAACGAAAAACCUGGAACAUCAUUUCCUAUAUCUAAUUCCAGCAGUGAAGGAAAAAUAGCAAGAGUUACAAUCGAUGAACUUGAUGAAUUUGAUGCUGAAAGGAAUUCUAAAUCUCAAGUUUUAUAUGAAGCCAAUCGACAAAAUAGGCAUCUCUCCCCACCAAUUCCAACAAUAACAGAAGUUUCAGAAGGUUCCGCAAAAUCAAGUCCUACUUCAACGAUAGGCAGUAGUAAUACUAAUAGUAAUAAUAGUGAAUCAGCUCCUCAGCCUUCACCUGAACCUGCUCAUAUGAAACAUAUGCAGGUUUGGGUAUGUCCAAGGUGUACAUUAGAAAAUCUUAGAUGGAGAAUUACCUGUGAAGCCUGUGAUAUGUGGAGGCCAAAUCCCUUUGAACUAAGAGAGAGGUCAAAACAAAACAAAAUACUAAACAAUAUCACAGAAAAUAAGGAUAAGUGUGAAACCGUGAUAAAAACAGCACCAAGUCAUUUAUAUCCUAAUUUAGCCAAAAUUACAACUGGAAAUAAAGAAGAAAACAUCUCAAAUAUACCUUUUAAGGGACCUACAAACAAUCCAAUUAUUAAUAAAAAAGAAAUGCAAGAUAUUAAUUUUUCUACAAAUACUGACAAAGAAAAGGGUUUAGAACAAAAGAAUAAGCAAGAAGUUGAAGUUGGAAGUAAUGGAUUAGAAAAUAAUCAAAGUAAAAUAAACAUAGAAGCAAAAGACCAGGAACAACAGCAAGCAGAAGAAAUUCGAAAAGCACGAUUAGCAUUUUUUACCAAAGCAAAUUCAGAAGGGAAACCAAGUUUGGAAAAAUAUAUUUCAAAUGAAAAAAAUGAUAAAAUUCCAAUCGCAAAGUUAGACCCAACUUCUGCAGCCAAAUCAGACAUAAUUUCCACUGUUAAAUUAGACUUAACCCCUGUUGUUAAAACUGAAAAUAUUCCUGCAGUAAAAUCAAAUAAACUUCCAUUGGUAAAAGCUGAGACUGUUAUAGAUAUGAAAUCAAAUACUCCCUCUAUGGGAAAAACAGAUACUAAUCCCGUCAUGACAAAGGAUAUAAUUUCUAUUUCAAAAGAUAUAAAUAAAUCACCAGUAGUGAUUACUAAUGAUGAUGAAGAAAAAAGAAAAUUAAAAGAAAUGUUAAUUGAAAUGAAGCACUCUCUGCCCAAAAGGCCAAAACCAAUUAAGAAAACGGCUGAAGCAAAUAUAUCUGAAAACAAUAUUGAUAAGACAAGUAAUUACUUAAAUCCAAUGCCAGUUACCAAAACCUCUGCAUCUACUAGUAUAUAUUCUAACAUUAUUCCAAACACCAUUAAAUCACAUGAAAAUGAAGCUGAAGCAUAUUUAGUUGAAAGUGAGUCCAUCAUUGAAGAAAUCAAGAUUAAAAAACCUUCUGAGAAAGUUUCAUCCUCUGUGCAGACUAGUGGAUUAGUUAAACAGAUAUGUCCAAAACAAAAAAUGUCUUCUACCAAAGAAGUGCUAAUACCUAUCAAAGUUGAAGAACAUUUAAUAAAAGAUGGAAUACUCUACACAUCUGUUUCUAAAGACAAUAGGCGUAUUGGUACAGGCACCUUUGAACUUUUAAGGCCAAGGGAUUUUGCAAACAUUGAGGCUAUUAAAACUGAAUCAAAAUCAGCUGCAGUUCAUCUUUAUGCAAAUAUUGCCGAUAAUGAAGAUGGUGAUAAAAAUCUUAAAACUGAAGAAGCACAUCUCAAUUCAUCGGCAUACAUUGAUAAAUUGUCAAAACAACUUACUAAACCACAAGGAGUUGCACACUUCAAAGCUCGACUGGAUAUGAGCAAUGAUACGAAUCUAAACACAUUAGCUAUAAACCGAUUAUUAAAAAGGCUUGAGGUAGCUAUUGCUAGUGGUAACCAUGAGCUUGCUGCUACUCUGGCUAGAGAACUUGCACAACUUAAAGUAAACUGUUCGGUUAUAAGACAGAAACCUGAAACUUCUGGAAAUGAAAUUCUAGUUGAGAUGUAUGUGGAGGAUAAAGUUUCACAUCAAGGACCAUUUCACUUGAAAAUAUCUCCAUCAUUAACAGUAAAAGAACUGAAAGAUAAAAUUGAAAGAGAGUAUGAAAUCCCGGCAAACGUCCAAAGAUGGAUACUGGGCAAACAACUAGCUGCUGAUGAUGGCAUAACUUUGGAUAACAUGGGAAUAAAUAAAGAUGGAUGUCCAAUUUUUCUAUAUUUAGUAGCUCCACCAGAAAUCACUCAAUUAAAAAAAACAACUGAUAGUGGCAUUUUGUUAACGAAAUUGAAACUUCCCAAUACAAAUACAGUAAUCAACAUAGAUAUCAGUGAAAAGGAUCUGCAAGAAGCUGGACCAUCAGGAAUUAAUACAAAAACUAUGGUUGAAAAAAUGGAAAUUAUUCCAAAACCUAUUGAAGAUGUACCUUUAGUCAGUGAAGGGCAAUCUGUUUCCAACCCUAUUGGAACAUUGGCACUUGGUUGGAAAUGUGAAAUUUGCACUUUAAUGAACAGUCCCACAAGGCCUGGUUGUGCUGCAUGUACAACAGAACGUCCAAAAGAUUAUAAAGUGCCAGUAGAAUACAAAUUAAGUGAGGCAGAAAUUUCAAGAAUCGAUAAUGAAAAAAUAACUGAAGAGAAGUCAACAAAGGCUGAGGAAGAGGAAAAAGCAAAGAACUAUCAAAAACUUGUUGAUUUGGAAAAGGAUGAUUUAAUAAUAUACCCUGAAGCAUUUGAAUGCCCUGUAUGCUUAACUGAUUAUUCUCCAAUGGAAGGAAUUGUAUUGAGAGAAUGCCUUCAUGUAUUUUGCAGAAAUUGUGUCAGUAAUACUAUUCAGUUUAGUGAGGAAGCUGAAGUCAAAUGUCCAUUCAGAGACAAUAACUACACUUGUGAUAGUAGUUUGCUUCAACGUGAAAUAAAAGCUUUAGUACCUCCUGAAAUAUAUGAAGAACACCUUGCUAAGUCCAUUGCACUUGCUGAAACUAAGAUAGGAAAUGCAUUUCAUUGUAAAACACCAGAUUGUAAAGGUUGGUGCAUUUAUGAAGAUAAUGUAAAUACCUUCCAUUGCCCUGUCUGCACUCAUAUAAACUGUUUGACAUGUCAGGCAAUCCAUGAAGGACUUAACUGUAAACAGUUUCAAGAACAGUUAAAUACUAAUUCUGAUAUGAACAUCGAAGCAAAAAGAACGAAAGAAAUGCUUCAGGAGAUGGUUGACCGAGGUGAAGCAAUGAACUGCCCAACUUGCCAAGUAAUUUUAAUGAAAAAAUGGGGUUGUGAUUGGCUGAGGUGUUCAAUGUGUAAGACUGAAAUAUGUUGGGUAACAAGAGGUCCCCGAUGGGGUCCGAAUGGUAAAGGUGACACCAGUGGAGGAUGCCAGUGUGGUGUUAAUGGAGUAAAAUGCCACCCUAAGUGUACUUACUGCCACUAGUCUAUAAAAAUCAUGACUAACUAGUUUUAAUCUAAUGUAAUAUAAAAUGUAUUCUAAUAAUUUUUAUAAAUAAUAAAUUAUAUCAAUUUAUGAAGUAUUAAUUACUCUUAAUAUUUAUUACAUUUUUCACUUCCUUCUCAA